Molecule: messenger RNA, 1802 nt
Organism: Durio zibethinus
Lineage: Eukaryota; Viridiplantae; Streptophyta; Magnoliopsida; Malvales; Malvaceae
Product: trihelix transcription factor GT-1-like
Source: RefSeq, a predicted model, not a curated record
AAUAUGAAACGUAAUUCUCUCUUUUAUAAUAUUUCCCCCAAAUGCAAACAAACAGAGAAGAGAAGUCCACUUCCAACUCCUACCUCGUUCUCCGCUAAUCAUUCAUACACUACCUCGAGCUUUUACUUGACGCUCUCUUCUGCUAAAUCCCCAUGAUUUCAUUUCUCCUUCUCCUUGUCAAGACGCUCACUCUUUUCAACUCCUAAAAGCAUAAAUCUGCAUACCAACCAAAUUAAUCCUCAAAGAAAAAGACAAAGAAGAAAAACCCAUUUCUCAUUCAGAUUCAAAACUGCCAUGUACUUAUCGGAAAAGCCCCGUCCAAUAGCCUUAUACAAAGAGGAAGGUCCUGCCACUGCCCGUGACAUGAUCAUCGAGGUCACCACCAAUGGGGAUUUGCCACCUCACCACCACCCUCUUCCUCUCCAACAACAGCAACAGCAAAUGAUUUUGGGUGAAAGCAGCGGCGAAGACCCAGAAAUCAAAGCCCCCAAGAAACGAGCCGAGACAUGGGUCCAAGACGAAACCCGUAGCCUGAUCGGCUUUCGAAGAGAAAUGGACGGCCUUUUCAAUACUUCCAAAUCGAACAAGCACUUGUGGGACCAGAUAUCGGCUAAGAUGAGAGAAAAAGGGUUCGAUCGAUCGCCGACUAUGUGCACGGACAAGUGGAGGAACUUGUUGAAGGAGUUUAAGAAAGCUAAGCAUCAAGAUAGAGGGAGUGGGUCAGCUAAGAUGUCUUAUUAUAAGGAAAUUGAAGAGAUUUUAAGCGAGAGGACGAAGAAUGCUUAUAAGAGUCCAACUCCUCCUCCUAAGGUUGAUUCAUUUAUGCAUUUCUCUGAUAAGGGUUUUGAGGAUACUGGCAUAUCAUUUGGUCCUGCUGAAGCUAGUGGUAGGCCCGCACUUAAUCUUGAAAGACGUUUAGAUCAUGAUGGUCAUCCUCUUGCUAUCACCCCAGCUGAUGCAGUUGCAGCCAGUGGAGUUCCUCCGUGGAAUUGGCGAGAGACCCCUGGAAAUGUUGGCGACUGUCAGUCAUAUGGAGGAAGGGUUAUAACUGUCAAGUUUGGGGACUACACCAGAAGGAUUGGUAUCGAUGGUACAGCAGAUGCCAUAAGAGAGGCAAUUAAAUCUGCUUUUAGAUUGAGAACUAAGCGUGCAUUUUGGUUGGAGGAUGAAGACCAUAUAGUUCGUAGCCUUGACAGGGAAAUGCCUUUAGGGAAUUAUACACUCCACCUUGAUGAAGGUUUGGCUAUAAAACUGUGCCUCUACGACGAGUCAGAUCAUAUACCAGUCCACACGGAGGAGAAGAUUUUUUACACGGAAGAUGAUUAUCGUGAUUAUCUAGCCCGUCGUGGCUACACAGGUCUCAGGGAGAUUGAUGAAUACAGAAACAUUGAUAAUAUGGACGACCUUCGACCUAAUGCUAUAUAUCGAGGUGUGAGCUGAAAGCUGGUGCAUCUUGCUUGCCCAAAUGCAGUGCUCUCAAGAGGCUAUAAAGUUGCCUUGUCUUGACACAAGUGUGCAUGUGGGAUAUUCUAAUAUUUGCUCUGGUGCAUUCUGAAGAUUGCGAUUAUGUUGUUCACAUUAACGCUUGCCAAUCAAUCCUGAACCCUACUCAGCUGUUAAUAAUAGCCGGUUGUAUAAUGUUACUUCGCAGGCUUUGGGCUCCGGCCUCCAGUAUAGUUACUGUCAAUGUGGCGAGGACGUCCCCUUUGUUUGUAAAAUAUGCAUUUCAGAUAUUAUUUCUGGCUAGGUUUUCGAUGGGGUCAAUUACAGCAUUUUGAUUGCAGUCAGCGAUUUGACAUGAA